Messenger RNA from Brassica oleracea var. oleracea, 764 nucleotides. Its product is annotated as NAC domain-containing protein 62. The transcript has 2 exons. NCBI's taxonomy places the organism in Eukaryota, Viridiplantae, Streptophyta, Magnoliopsida, Brassicales, Brassicaceae. Gene Ontology annotation, molecular function: DNA binding. Gene Ontology annotation, biological process: regulation of DNA-templated transcription. The record is from RefSeq and is a predicted model, not a curated record. Bases 24 to 629 code for a protein of 201 amino acids.
CUCGCAUCACAAAAUCUUAAAUAAUGGAACUAAAACUCAGAGGUUUGCCUGUAGGAUUCAGGUUUCGUCCAACAGACUGUGAGAUUUCAAAAUAUUUAUUGACCAAAAAUGUUAUGGAAGAACAGCCAAUGAAAGUUCGUAAUGUACGGUAUGUACCUGAAGAGUGUCAUGAUAUAUUCUCAAAACAUCCUCGUGACUUGCCUGGCUACCCAAGAGAAACAGAUUGGUACUUUUAUUGCAAAAAACUUAGUAGCCAAGUUACUACCAACUCUCAUAGUAUUUGGAAACAAAUCGGAGAUGAAACUGAUGUUUUAGAUCCAAAGAAUAAUGAUGCAUUAGUCGGUAUCAAACGUCCAUUUACUCUUGUUGAUCACGAAGAAGAGUCCGAUGAUAUUCUUUUGUCAGAUGAAGACGAACCUUCACAAUAUAAUUGGUUCAUGGAUGAAAUUAGCCUCCCAUUGAAAGUUUCAGAGACUGAUUGGGUUUUGUGCCAUGUUUUCCGCAAAAUAAAACCUGAAUUUGAAUCCAAAGAAGAGGAAGAAGAAGAAGAAAGUGUUGUUGCAAAGAGUUUGGAUCUUCUUAGAGAGAACGAUGGAAAUGUUCUUCCUCCAUCUCAUUCUCCACCUUAGCUUCUUCUGAUGGCUUUAUCAAGGUGUUCUUUAAAAAGGGUGAGUUAGUUUAGCUAUAAUUAUACUAAUUUUGUAAUUAUGCUACGAAUAAAAAAAGAGAGCACAAUUUGUAAAGAUCAGUUUAUAAGAACCAGA